Messenger RNA from Paramecium octaurelia, 370 nucleotides. The record is from the annotation of a GenBank genome assembly. NCBI's taxonomy places the organism in Eukaryota, Ciliophora, Oligohymenophorea, Peniculida, Parameciidae.
AUGAAUCAAAGCACUUUAAUAGAAGACUUAAAUGGAUCAAAUGUUUCGAGAUUGUUAAAGCAAAUUAAAGAGAGUAAUGGUUGAUUAUAUUGUAGUCACCCAGGAUGAAUUGUAUGAGGAAAUGACUCAAUUGAAAACAAGAGUGUUGGGAUUAUUAAAAGAUUACCAAUCAUCCUUAUAAUAAAAGGAGAAUAUCAGACAAUUAAAUCAAUAAAUACGUAAGGAUGUAACAAACAUCAGCAAUGAUUAUAGUUAAAUUAUUGAAAAGAUGAACUAGAGUGUUGAUUGCACAUUUAUUUCGAUUGAGAGCAUCACACCAUUUUAAAAGAAUGAAAAAGUAACGAUUUAUAAAUUUAGAAGGAAAUGAAUA